CGAUUUUGAAUUUUUAUUAAUUUCCUGUAAACAAAUAAGUUUUAUAUUACUAAAACUAAAAACUCUUUAGAAACAUAAAAAAUACUCCAUAAUCAUGGCAGAUGAAGAGUACGAUGAUAACGACGUCGGCGACGACUUUGAAGACGAUGUGGAAGACGAAAACAUUGAAGAAUUAGAACAACCAGAGGAAGAAGGAGAUAAUAUCGAUAUUUUACAGCCAGGUCAAGCUGGAGGCGGUGUUCCAAAAAAUAAGCGUAUAACCACCAAGUACAUGACAAAAUACGAAAGAGCCCGAGUUCUAGGCACGAGAGCCCUGCAGAUCGCUAUGUGCGCCCCUGUAAUGGUCGAAUUAGACGGCGAAACGGAUCCUCUACAAAUAGCAAUGAAAGAAUUGAAACAACGUAAAAUACCUAUAAUUAUUAGGAGAUAUUUACCAGAUCAUUCUUAUGAGGAUUGGGGUAUUGAUGAACUUAUUAUUAUUGAUCAUUGAAAGGGAUGGAAAUUAUUGUAUAUGAGUAAUUACAGUUAAUUUACAAAUACCUGAAUAGAGAAUUAAGAUUUUCCUUCUUGAAAUGUAUUAAGUUCCUUAUAAAGGGGAUGAUGGGCAGAUAAGGAAGAUUGGUGUCCUAGAAAAAUAGUCUUUUACAUGUAAAAUAUGUAGUUAUCUCCAAGGUACUUUUUUAUCUUUUAUUAGUACCUAGUUUCUCUAAAAAUACUGAAAUGACCCAAAA
This is a messenger RNA of Sitophilus oryzae (rice weevil), 731 nucleotides long. Its product is annotated as DNA-directed RNA polymerases I, II, and III subunit RPABC2-like. NCBI's taxonomy places the organism in Eukaryota, Metazoa, Arthropoda, Insecta, Coleoptera, Curculionidae. Gene Ontology annotation, molecular function: DNA-directed RNA polymerase activity; DNA binding. Bases 95 to 490 code for a protein of 131 amino acids. The transcript has 3 exons. Gene Ontology annotation, cellular component: RNA polymerase III complex; RNA polymerase I complex; nucleus. The record is from RefSeq and is a predicted model, not a curated record. Gene Ontology annotation, biological process: DNA-templated transcription.